AUGUGGGCCAAAGGUUUGCGAGCAAGCAAGCACUUAGCCAAAGAGUAUGGCCCUGUGUUCACGCUGUACUUUGGUCCCAAGCCUGUCGUGGUCUUGCAUGGAUAUGAGGUGGUGAAGGAAGCGCUGGUCAACCAAGGUGAUGAAUUCCUCGGUAGAGGGCCUUUUCCAAUUAUUUCAGAUGUCCUGAAAGGAUAUGGACUCAUUUUCAGUAAUGGAGAGACAUGGAAGCAAAUGCGACGCUUCUCCCUCAUGACCCUGAGGAACUUUGGAAUGGGGAAGAGAAGCCUUGAGGAGAGGAUCCAGGAGGAAGCCAAGUACCUGGUGGAGGAGCUCAGAAAAACAAAGGCUCAGCCCUUUGACCCUACUUUCAUCCUCUCACUUGCUCCCUGCAAUGUGAUCUGCUCCAUCCUCUUCAACUCGCGUUUCCAGUACCACGAUGAGAAGUUCCUUCACCUGAUGGGUUUGUUAAAUGAAAAUUUUCAGAGAGUAAACUCUCUAUGGAACCAGAUGUAUAAUCUGUGGCCGAACCUCAUAAGGCAUCUUCCCGGAGAGCACAGAUCAUUUUCCAAAAGGAUUCAAGAUGUUAAAGAUUUCAUUCUGGAAAAAGUGAAAGAGCACCAAGAGUCCCUGGAUCAGAAUAACCCUCGAGACUACCUCGACUGUUUCCUCAGCAAGAUGGAACAGCAAACUUUCUGGUAUUUACAGCAAAAUAGAAAGGAGAAAUUCCAUCAGGAGCAGAGCAAAGGGCUGUUUAGCAAUAUGUCUUUGACCUUGGGGACCUUUUCUAGACCACUUUCUGUUGUAUAUUGCAAGCAUUUAGCCAAAGUUCAUGAAGAAAUUGACAGAGUGAUUGGACACAACCAGAGCCCCAGUAUGAAGGACAAGAUGAAGAUGCCCUACACAGAGGCUGUGUUGAAUGAGAUACAAAGAUACAUCAACCUCUUGCCUUCUAAUUUACCCCAUGCUGUGACCCGGGACACGAAAUUCAGACAAUAUGUCAUCCCCAAGGGCACGACUGUAUUCCCGUUGUUGUCUUCGGUCUUACAUGAUUGCAAGGAAUUCCCCAAUCCAGAGAAGUUUGACCCAGGCCACUUUUUGGAUAAAAACGGCUGCCUCAGAAAAACAGAUUACUUUGUACCUUUUUCCCUUGGAAAACGGCUCUGUGUUGGAGAGGGCCUGGCCCGCAUGGAGCUGUUCCUCUUCCUUACCACCAUCCUGCAGAACUUCUCCCUGAAGUCCCUGGUGGAGCCCACGGAACUAACCACCAAACCCCUUGUUUCUGGGCUUCUCAACCUGCCUCCGCCUUUCAAGCUGUGCCUUGUUCCUAGAUGA
This is a messenger RNA of Molossus molossus (Pallas's mastiff bat), 1332 nucleotides long. RefSeq names its product cytochrome P450 2C23-like. Gene Ontology annotation, biological process: xenobiotic metabolic process. The record is from RefSeq and is a predicted model, not a curated record. Gene Ontology annotation, molecular function: heme binding; oxidoreductase activity, acting on paired donors, with incorporation or reduction of molecular oxygen, reduced flavin or flavoprotein as one donor, and incorporation of one atom of oxygen; iron ion binding. The transcript has 9 exons. The coding region runs from base 1 to 1332 and encodes 443 amino acids. NCBI's taxonomy places the organism in Eukaryota, Metazoa, Chordata, Mammalia, Chiroptera, Molossidae. Gene Ontology annotation, cellular component: cytoplasm; intracellular membrane-bounded organelle.